AUGGCGCGCGUCGUGAAGUUCUCCCUGGCGACGCUCGCUGUCCUGCGUGCUGGCGCCCUCGACUCGGCAGCGGAGGCGGAGGCGGAGGAGUUCAGUGCCGGGGCCCUGGCAGCGGAGGUUCAGGAGUCGAGUGGCCACAGGGCGUACUUGGACGUUACCGUUGGGGCGGUCAGUGCCGGGGCCCAGGCAGCGGAGGUUCAGGAGUUGAGUGGCCACGGCCACAGGGCCUACAUGGACGUCACCGUUGGGGCGGUCAGCGCUGGGGCCCAGGCAGCGGAGGUUCAGGAGUUGAGUGGCCACCGCCAGAAGGCGUACUUGGACGUCGUCGCCGGGGCGGUCAGCGCCGUGCCUUUUCCCAAGGAAGCCGAGGUGGAUGAGCUCGAUACCGGAGAUCGCCCCAAGGGUGCACGCAGGCGGGCCCGUGAGCGCGCGAUCGCGGCACAGACCGCGGAGGACGUCGCCAAGACGGGUUGCGCUCAGCUUGGUGGCGACAAGUGGUUCUCGGAUGCGCACGGCGAGCUGUUCCAGGUGAAGCAGGACCAUUGCUCGAUCACGUUCCCGCUGAAGACCAGGACGGGGAAGGUCGAGAAGCGCGGCGUCAUCCGGGGUGCCAACGUGCUUGUGGAGCCGCCCUUCCCCGAGGGCAUGGUGGCGGGAGCCAGCGUCAAGUUCGACAAUGGCGCCCAGUGGGAGCGCAAGUGGUAG
Molecule: messenger RNA, 705 nt
Organism: Prorocentrum cordatum
Lineage: Eukaryota; Dinophyceae; Prorocentrales; Prorocentraceae
Source: the annotation of a GenBank genome assembly